Molecule: messenger RNA, 1166 nt
Organism: Leguminivora glycinivorella
Lineage: Eukaryota; Metazoa; Arthropoda; Insecta; Lepidoptera; Tortricidae
Product: ADP-ribose pyrophosphatase, mitochondrial
Exons: 4
Coding region: 133-1044 (303 amino acids)
Molecular function (GO): ADP-ribose diphosphatase activity
Source: RefSeq, a predicted model, not a curated record
UGCUAUGCCUGCUAUUGUUAUUAAAAAUAGUUUAUCUCAUAUUUUUAUUGUAAUUCAACGUGACUUAUAACGUGAGCAUCGGUUAACUGUCAUAAAGUUUUAAUUGAAUCGUACGACAACCAAUCUGCAUUCAUGAAUCUUAUUUUAGUUGCGCUACUUUUAAUGAUACGACCGGCACUCAAUAUGAUGAUAACACACUUUAAAUGCCGCAGCGGAGUCUACCCACGGUCGUCAGUUGAAAGGUUCCCGGUUCCUGAUGAUAAAGUGAGCUGGACCAGUGAUUAUAAGGAAUACAAACCACGCAAUCAUACAGCGCAAUCUAUUCAUGGGAAACCUUGGGCUGAUCCAGAGAUAGGUGAUCCUGAAUUCAACCCAAACUGGAAUAACUUAGACAAUAAUGUUGAUAGACAAAGUUAUAUGGGCCAAUACAAAAUAGUAGAUGGCUAUCCUCUCAAUCCUAUUGGGAGAACUGGCAUUUGUGGUAGAGGAGUGCUGGGUCGCUGGGGACCCAAUCAUGCCGCUGAUCCUGUAGUUACUAGGUGGAAGAGAUUGCCGUCAGGAGAAGUGGAGAUGGAGAAGAAUAGCAAUAAGCCAAUACUUCAGUUUGUAGCCAUCAAACGAGGAGACACUGGUGAAUGGGCAUUACCAGGGGGUAUGGUGGACCCUGGUGAGAAGGUGACCACAACGGCUGUCAGAGAGUUCCAAGAAGAAGCCAUUAACUCCCUUGUUAUGUCACAAGGAGAACUAAAAGCAUGGGAAGCCAAGUUCGAAUCCUUCUUCAGCGCCGGAGAAGAAGUGUACAAAGGCUACAUAGACGACCCGCGCAACACCGACAACGCGUGGAUGGAAACAGCGGCGUACAACUUCCACGACGACAGCGGACGCGUAGUCGGCGCGUUGAACCUGAACGCCGGCGACGACGCCGUCGGCGUCACGUGGGUCGACGCCCACCCGGAGUACCCCGACCUCAAGCUCUAUGCCAGCCAUAGUAGUAUUGUUAAGGAGGUACUUAGGAGGAGACUUGACGCUUUUUCUAAAGUGUAAGAACGAGGGAAUGAUCUCACAGCUGCCUUGAUUGAUACUUACAUGAAUCGUCUACCUACUCAAAACUAUUUUUAUAAGUGAUUGAAAACAAAAUAAACGAGCAUUUUGGUAUCUACUUAAAA